AUGAAAGUGAGGCAGAUACAAGAGAAGGCAGAGAAGGAAAUAAAGGUAGUGGGAGAUCUCAUAAAGUGGGUAAACCCUAAUACACCUCUUGUAGAUAUCAAAACACUUCGGCUUGGCCAAUUCACACCAGAAAAACUUAGGCCAGUCAAAGUGCUUUUCAACACGGAAGUAGAUGCGUUGUCCGUCCUCAGAUUUAAGAGUAAACUGGAGAGAACAAGAAAAUAAUAUGACCAAACUAAAGCAUAAAGAGCCUACUAAGGCAAGGGUAUACGAGAAUUUGAGGAGAGAACAGCAAAGGAUCGUCAAAUCCAGAGAGGCCAUGGCAAAUGCUGAAGGCAGCCAACAGCAGCCAAAAAACUUCCAAUAA
Ceutorhynchus assimilis (cabbage seed weevil) is the source of this 367-nucleotide messenger RNA. Lineage: Eukaryota; Metazoa; Arthropoda; Insecta; Coleoptera; Curculionidae. The record is from the annotation of a GenBank genome assembly.